AUAGAUUCAACCAUGAAUGAAAUUGUGGAAAUGAUUAGAAAUCUAAGGAAGUAAAGUAUUACCAAAAGAAAAAAGGAAAAAAAAAAAAAAAAAAAAAAAAAAAAAAAACCAAAAAACCAAAAAACAAAGGUAAGAAAAGAAAUCGAGGAAAGAAGAAAUAACUGAGAGGAGAAAAGGGAAUUUGUUGCAAGUAUCCAGAAAUACAAGCAAAUUCACGAUUCAGCACUGUCGUUUCCAAAAAUCCAGCAAUUUCCUGUAUUUCUUCUGAUUUCAAAUCUUACCCAGAAAAAUAAAUCCCAUAAAUUGAGGGGAGUGAGAAAGCUUGGAUCUUUCAUCAAUGGCGUCAGAUCAAGAAACAACCCAGGAAAUGCCAGUAGGAACAUUACAGAACAUUCUAGACCAAGAAAGCCUUAAAUGGGUAUUUGUAGGAGGCAAAGGUGGUGUUGGGAAGACAACUUGUAGCUCAAUUCUUGCCAUUCUUCUUGCAAGUGUUCGACCUUCUGUUCUUAUCAUCUCCACUGAUCCUGCCCACAAUCUUAGCGAUGCUUUUCAACAGCGUUUUACCAAGACUCCUACCCUUGUUAAUGGCUUCCCCAAUCUCUUUGCCAUGGAAGUGGAUCCGUCUGUAGAGAAUGAUGAUCUUUCUACUGAUGGGCAAGAUAACUUUGUAUCUGAGCUAGCAAAUGCAAUUCCUGGAAUCGAUGAAGCCAUGAGUUUUGCGGAAAUGCUGAAAUUAGUUCAAACCAUGGACUACUCUGUCAUAGUGUUCGAUACAGCUCCCACAGGACACACUCUUCGUCUUUUGCAAUUUCCUUCCACAUUAGAAAAGGGUUUGGCAAAAAUGAUGACCUUAAAGAACAAAUUUGGGGGCUUAUUAAGUCAGAUGACUUGUCUCUUUGGUGUUGAAGAUGACUUUGGUGAAGAUGCAAUUCUUGGUAGGCUUGAAGGCAUGAAAGAAGUAAUCGAACAAGUUAACCAGCAGUUCAGAGAUCCAGAUAUGACGACCUUUGUUUGUGUCUGCAUUCCUGAGUUCUUAUCACUGUAUGAAACAGAGAGAUUGGUGCAGGAACUUGCAAAGUUUGAGAUUGAUACUCACAAUAUCAUCAUCAAUCAAGUUCUAUUCGAUGACGAAGUUGUUGAUUCUAAGCUGCUGAAAGCAAGAAUGCGAAUGCAAGAGAGAUAUAUUGAUCAAUUCUACAUGUUGUAUGAAGACUUCCACAUUACAAAACUACCGUUGAUGCCUGAAGAGGUCACUGGCUUACAAGCGUUGAGGUCAUUUUCUCGACAUUUCCUCGUACCAUACGAACCUAAAAUUAAAAAGGGAAGUGUUGAAGAAUUGGAACUGAGGAUAACUGAGUUAAAACUACAGUUGAAAACUGCAGAAGAGGAGCUGGAGAAGAUACGAAAGGGUAAACAAAAGGUGUAAGCGUGACUCAUGAUACAAACAUUUAGUUUUGCCCUGUUUUUUUCCUUGAAAUCAGAAUUUUUUUUUAGCUCUUCUUUUUCUUAUUUGAGGGGUGCUGGGAUAGGCAGGUGAUAGCCUGGCCACUGGGGCUUGCCCGAGGAUGGCCUAUUCAUUGAUUCUUCACCAAGAUGCAUGUGUUUUAUAUAGGUCAUUGUAACAAAGGGAAUAUGUUAAAGGGUAAACAUAGUAGCAUUAUAGAUAUUCUGUAGUUUUCAAUUUGUCAUGAAUCUUCUUGAACAGAUGAACCUGACUCUCAAAACACUUGGUAGAGUAAUAAGAUCAGUUAUUAUUACUGUAUGA
Molecule: messenger RNA, 1765 nt
Organism: Chenopodium quinoa (quinoa)
Lineage: Eukaryota; Viridiplantae; Streptophyta; Magnoliopsida; Caryophyllales; Amaranthaceae
Product: ATPase ASNA1 homolog
Exons: 7
Coding region: 338-1426 (362 amino acids)
Biological process (GO): post-translational protein targeting to endoplasmic reticulum membrane
Cellular component (GO): GET complex
Molecular function (GO): ATP binding; ATP hydrolysis activity
Source: RefSeq, a predicted model, not a curated record